AAGUGGCAUAUAAAUUUACACAAUGUAGUAAUAAUAAAGGAACAAAAAAUUUAAAUAAAUGGGUUUAAAUUAAAGUUGUGCAGUGUCAUAACUGUCAAAUAGCAGUGACAGUGUUGAGUGUGGACCUAACCCUCCAGCCCUUUGUUGUUGUUCUCACGCUAAUAUGCGAGAUCCGUAGACCCGACUCAACUGCGCGGUCACAUUCCGCCCCGACUUCCCCUCUGCCAGCGGCCUGGUGGUUUGAGAUGAGUAGAAGAUGUCGGUUUCGGGGCUGAAGGCCGAAUUGAAGUUUCUGGUGUCAAUUUUUGACCCAAACCACGAACGAUUCAGAAUAAUAGACUGGAAACCCGAUGAACUCAGCUGUCAAUUCAACGUAACAGGAGAGAAGCUGCUGAUCAUUCACUGCAACAUCACGGAAUCCUAUCCCUCAACGCCCCCAAUAUGGUUUGUUGACUCUGAUGAUCCGAGUCUGGCUGAAGUGUUGGAGCGCUUAGAGGAUGUGAGAAAAGGCAGCACGUUGCUCCUUCAGCAGUUAAAGCGCCUCAUUUGUGAUCUCUGUCGGCUUUACAACCUGCCACAACAUCCAGAUGUAGAAAUGCUCGACCAGCCUCUACCCGCUGGCCCAAUUACCCAAGAGCGAAAGAAUGGGCCAUCAGAUGAGGUUACGUCUGAAGAGGAAGAGGAGGAGGAAAUGGGAGAGGACAUUGACCUGGACCAAGACCUGGACCAUUACGACAUGAAAGAAGAGGAGCCAGUUGAUGGAAAAAAGUCAGAAGAUGAUGGGAUAGAAAAAGAAAAUCUGGCCAUCUUGGAGAAGAUUCGGAAAAAUCAGAGACAGGAUCACUUGAAUGGUGCAGUGUCUGGCUCUGUGCAAGCCUCAGACCGCCUAAUGAAGGAACUCAGGGAGAUCUACAGAUCACAGAGUUACAAGACAGGUAUUUAUUCAUGCGAACUAGUCAGUGACAGCCUUUAUGAAUGGCACGUCAAGUUAAGGAUGGUAGACCCAGAUAGUCCAUUACAUAGUGACUUGCAGGUCUUAAAAGAAAAGGAAGGAGUGGACUACAUUCUGCUCAAUUUCUCUUAUAAAGAUAAUUUUCCUUUUGACCCACCUUUUGUACGGGUUGUCUCACCUGUGCUCUCCGGAGGUUACGUUCUAGGAGGAGGGGCCUUGUGCAUGGAGCUUCUCACAAAACAGGGCUGGAGCAGUGCCUAUUCCAUAGAAUCUGUCAUUAUGCAGAUAAAUGCAACUCUGGUUAAAGGAAAAGCCAGGGUGCAGUUUGGAGCCAAUAAGAACCAGUACAAUCUUGCCAGAGCACAACAGUCGUACAAAUCCCUCGUGCAGAUCCAUGAAAAGAACGGCUGGUACACACCACCUAAAGAGGAUGGAUAAGGAGCUACUACCACUAUGCACUGGGAACAUGUCUUUGGGUCAAAGUAUCUUGUUUUUUUUGGAAUAUUUUCCCCCCUCUGACUUAACUGGGGAUAUAUCAUCUUUCUUGCGGAAACCAUCUCGUUGGCUCAUCUGACAAGUAUUCCUUCGCCCCGCUCCGGGAAGAGACUUUAUUCUGGUAUCACUUUGCUUCUUUCCUCAGUGUUUUAGUGAGGAGGAGGAUGUGAGGGGUAUCACUAGUCCUGUUUUCUAAAUAUGCUCAUUUGUCUUUAAAAAAAAAAACCUUUUCUCCCUUUAAAUGUGGGGAAAUGCUUUUUCUUUAGCUGCUUCGACAAAGUGGGCUUCACAAACAGUCAGUUAACCCUCUUUAAAUGGGAAUUUUAACAGAAGAUUGAUACUGAAGCUCUUGAUGUGGCACCUCAUAGCACCUGUUUUUAUUGGCCACUUUCCCCCCUCCCAUCACAUCUCAAUAAACAAUCAGUUGAGAUGACUUACAAACUCAGUAUCUUUUAGCUCUUACUUUUUAAAAUGCGCGAAGAAUAUCGGGCCAAGCAGAAUCAAAAUGCUGCAGUGUUGUUGAACUAAGAUUAACUGUUGUCUGUGAACAAAUCCACCCGUGGUUGAUAAUAACACAGCACCAGUGGACAUGAAAUAUCUUUAAAUCUGUUUGUUGCAUAUCUUUGGAAAAAGACACCUACAUUUAUUUUCACCAGAGGAUGAUAAGACGACUGUUGCAGCAUUAUUUUUGGAAGUUUUAACAGGUCUAAUGUCAAAGCUAAAGAGUGCUUUUUGCCUCAGUUCUGUUAACACAAAGGCCCAGCAAGCACUCAGUUUGGCUAUUGGUGUUUCUAUUGAUUAUAGCUGUAGAGGUUGAUGGCUAGUUUGAUGCUGAAAAUGAAGCCAUGUGUGUGCAAAGUUAACAGCAUACUGCACCGGAGCCUUGUCUCAGCCGCUGUUAUAAACAGGGUUCCCACUGCCAUGAAAUUUGUGGAAACAGUAUGAAACUUUUUCCAGAAUGUUUUGGAAAAGUUUUGAACAUACAUUGUUUUGGCUUUUGUUUAAAAUAUGUUCAUAAAAAUCCCAAAACACGUCUAGCAUUAUGUAAAGUACGUUCACCAUAUUAAUAACUUAAAAUCUAGUGCUAAGCUGCUGUUGAAAUAUCACUGGUCUCCCAUAAUACGCAUAGACCACACCGUCAUCGCCAACGACUUGUCCCCUUUUGGGAGAAAGAAGUACAUAUAAGAAGACAAAUGGGAAAAUGCCAAAAAGCUGUUAUGUAGCCAGUUAAACAAGGCUUUACGUUGAGAUUUGAGGCUCAAUAGAAGUGUGAAUAUUCACUGUCAGUGCGGUAAAUCUCUAAAUGAUGCUAGUGACAGUUACUACUGAUGGAUAGCUAACAUUAGCCGGAGUGCCACGCUGCUGCAGUACAGUCAGUCAGGACAGCAGCAUCAAGCUGUCAUCACCAGUUAAAUCUCAGCCUAUAGAUCGAACAGUGUGCCAUUAAAAGUUUGAUUAUUGACAAACACUCAGCCUAAUGAUACCUGGCAAUCCAGUCCAAUAUUUAUAUUUGAUUGAAACACCAGGUAUCCUGAUCAGGACGUGUAUACAUGUCUAGACAUCCUGAUGAGCAGGGGUCAUUCCUCCACUGUGAUGUGGGAAGAAGGAAAAGACAUGACGGCAGUCAACCUCAAUGUAGUCGGGUAUUGUGAACGCUCAGGUUCAGGCAACAUCACAAGACAAUUAUUAAACAUGUCCAUAAAACAAACAUUAGUUAAACUAGAAAUACUUCCAUCCAAACAUGUAAAAAUUAUGAUCCAAAAUGCGUCACAUUACAUCUGCAUCUACAGCAUCUUUGGUUUUCUGUCCCCCAAAUGGUCGCAGCCUUGACGUUCCUUCAGGUACCCAUAUGUGCCAGUCUGGUCUGUUAGUAUAAGAGGGCAGUUAGUGGCAGGAAUAUCUGACUGAGACAUGAGCAAGUGCUAGCAGGUGGCUUAUCCGCGAAUGUGUGGGAAGUGCGUAUUUAAUUAUCUAUGGCUAUAUCGCGGUGUAGGCUUACCCAGUUUAGACAAAGUUUAUGUAAAGACAUGGAAUAUUAUGGAAAAGUUUUGAAAAUUCAUUAGUAAAAAUAUGUGGGAACCCUGUACAGAAGGUAGUUGGACUUUUUUCAGUCACUCUGUGAAGCUCUGGGCUUUACAGAGGCGAUAAAUAAAGGGUGUUUGGAUGUGAUGUUUUCAUCAUUUUGCCCAGUUUAGCAGAUGCCUGUAUGUCACCUCCUCCUGACAUACAUCGAGUGUAGUGGUUUGCCCAGUUUGGAGUUGAAACUGCUUCCCUGUUACGUGACGUCACACAUGCAACUGGAUUCAUCCCCUCCCGUCUUUUUUUUUUUUAAUCAGUCAGCAGCUAAACAUCCACCAUCUGCAGGGCUUCCUUUGCCACAGCAAUGUAACACAAACAUUGUGGGUGCCACUUAUGGUGUGUAACAAAGAUCCUUCAGAGCUGACCUGGAACUCAAUGAAACCGUAACCAUGCAAUAUACAUCACAGUACAUCUUCACUACUGCUGUUCCCCCAUACUACAGCGACACACACUGUGUCUAUUAAUCUGUCGGCUCUUUUGCAGUUUAUUUGUUAACACUGUCUGCAAAAGUACGUUUGAAUGGCAACUCAGGUAACAAACAAUACUUAGGAGGGGAAUCUGUACAUGUACAUGUUGAGUUUGGGGUUCUUUUCUUGGGUUAAUUAAUGCUCUGUACCGCUGACGUUUAGGCUGACUCACCCACUGAUCUGAUGUCAGACACAGAAAAUGUAAAGAGCUUUAUAAAAAUAUGGGCCACAUGUUUCCUUUAAUUCGAGCGACGUAAGAGGAAGCUGCCAUUUUAAUAGGAUUGCAGUAGCAUGAUGAUCACCUCAUGUAACUGCUCAUCAACACCCACUGUAGUAUUGUAUGCUUUCUUUUCCUCCCAAGUACUGAAGUAUAGUUGAUUUCUUCUUUAAAUAUUCCUGAUAAAAUAAUAUUUGCACAACAACGUCCCGGGAAAGGUCAAUUACAACAAACACACUCUGAGCGAAAUAAUUUAAAGUCAUGAUUUUUUUCCUCUCAGCACACACAUCCUGUUGUUACAUGUCUGAUAGAGCCGAGGGAGGGAGGAAUCAUCAGGUCUCGUUAUCAGGAAGUGUCCUCACCUGAUAUUCAGAGAUGAUUGGAGUUUGACAGUCAUGCCGUGGUGAAUAUAGACUUGCACGCUUCUCUAACUGGACUGUGUGUUGAAAGGAUUCAUUUAUCUUGUCUCUCGAUUUAAUUUUCUGGCACCGACGAGACACGAUCAAGUCUGGCACCGUUGGCUCGCUUUGGUUUUUCUUUUCUUUUUCAUUUUCCAUUUGAAGAAAUUUUGACCAUGUACAGUAAUUUGUAAACUUGCAUCAAGUUUAUGAAUAAAGAAUUUUAAGAUUA
Epinephelus fuscoguttatus (brown-marbled grouper) is the source of this 4840-nucleotide messenger RNA. Its product is annotated as ubiquitin-conjugating enzyme E2 Q2-like. The transcript is spliced from 13 exons. The record is from RefSeq and is a predicted model, not a curated record. Lineage: Eukaryota; Metazoa; Chordata; Actinopteri; Perciformes; Serranidae. The coding region runs from base 257 to 1390 and encodes 377 amino acids.